Lagopus muta (rock ptarmigan) is the source of this 4512-nucleotide messenger RNA. It is a transcript of the gene STAG1, whose product is annotated as stromal antigen 1. The coding region runs from base 334 to 4107 and encodes 1257 amino acids. Gene Ontology annotation, molecular function: chromatin binding. The record is from RefSeq and is a predicted model, not a curated record. The transcript has 33 exons. Lineage: Eukaryota; Metazoa; Chordata; Aves; Galliformes; Phasianidae. Gene Ontology annotation, cellular component: nucleus; cohesin complex; chromatin. Gene Ontology annotation, biological process: sister chromatid cohesion.
CAAUAGGAAGCCCUGAAGCAGCAGCUGAAGCAAAAUCCUAAGCAGAAAUGGAACCACGGAAUGCAAGAAUAUGGUUUUGCUGUCCUGGGGAUGCUGGUUCUGAGCUUCAAGUGGACUAAUAGCGAUCAUGCUUCAAACUGAGGGCAGAACUUCUCUUUGCAGUGGUUUUCAUUCAAUGUAUGACUGUUCUGGAAUCACAACUAACGUGUUUUUUCUCUUUUUUACAGACUGGACUUUGACAUUCUUUUCACGACAGAGGUUUCCAAGUAGUUGUCUUGCUAUAACUUUGAGAAGAAGUUCUAUGUAGCUCUUACUUUCGAGAGUGCUGCAAAAAUGAUUACUUCAGAUUUGCCAGUACUACAGGAUUCUACAAAUGAAACUACUGCACAUUCAGAUGCUGGCAGUGAGCUUGAAGAAACAGAAGUCAAAGGAAAAAGAAAAAGGGGCCGUCCUGGCAGGCCUCCAUCUGCCACUAAGAAACCUCGGAAGUCUCCAGGAGACAAAGGUCGUUCUGAAUCUGGAGCCAGAGGAGCAAGUCGUGGAAGAGCUAAUGGCCACCCUCAGCAGAAUGGAGAAGGAGACCCCGUCACUUUGUUUGAGGUGGUUAAGCUGGGGAAGAGUGCCAUGCAGUCUGUGGUGGACGACUGGAUUGAAUCAUAUAAACAAGACAGGGACAUAGCACUUCUGGAUUUAAUCAACUUCUUUAUCCAGUGUUCAGGAUGUCGAGGUACUGUAAGAAUUGAAAUGUUCAGGAACAUGCAAAAUGCAGAAAUAAUAAGGAAAAUGACAGAAGAAUUUGAUGAGGACAGUGGUGAUUACCCCCUUACCAUGCCUGGGCCACAGUGGAAGAAGUUUCGAUCCAAUUUUUGUGAGUUCAUUGGAGUGCUCAUUCGACAGUGUCAGUACAGCAUCAUCUAUGAUGAGUACAUGAUGGACACGGUGAUCUCUCUUCUGACUGGUUUGUCAGAUUCCCAGGUCCGGGCUUUCAGGCACACCAGUACAUUAGCUGCUAUGAAGCUUAUGACUGCUCUUGUGAACGUUGCCUUAAACCUGAGCAUUCAUCAGGAUAAUACACAGAGGCAGUACGAAGCUGAGAGAAACAAAAUGAUUGGCAAAAGAGCUAAUGAAAGAUUGGAGCUGCUGCUUCAGAAAAGAAAAGAGCUACAAGAAAACCAAGAUGAAAUCGAAAAUAUGAUGAACUCUAUUUUUAAGGGCAUAUUUGUUCAUAGAUACCGUGAUGCUAUUGCUGAGAUUAGAGCUGUCUGUAUUGAAGAAAUUGGUGUCUGGAUGAAAAUGUACAGUGAUGCCUUCCUGAAUGAUAGUUAUUUAAAAUAUGUUGGUUGGACACUACAUGACAGGCAAGGUGAAGUGAGGUUGAAGUGUUUGAAAGCUCUCCAAAGUCUGUAUACCAACAGAGAGUUAUUUCCAAAACUGGAGCUGUUCACUAAUAGAUUCAAGGACCGCAUUGUAUCAAUGACACUUGAUAAGGAGUACGACGUUGCUGUGGAAGCCAUUCGAUUAGUCACACUAAUACUUCAUGGAAGUGAAGAAGCUCUGUCAAAUGAAGACUGUGAGAAUGUUUAUCACUUAGUGUAUUCGGCACACCGGCCUGUUGCAGUGGCAGCUGGAGAAUUCCUUCAUAAAAAACUGUUCAGCAGACAUGAUCCCCAAGCUGAAGAGGCUCUAGCAAAGAGGAGAGGACGAAAUAGUCCAAAUGGAAACCUCAUUAGAAUGUUGGUUCUUUUCUUUCUUGAAAGUGAGUUGCAUGAACAUGCAGCCUAUUUGGUGGACAGUUUGUGGGAGAGCUCUCAAGAACUGUUGAAAGAUUGGGAAUGCAUGACAGAAUUGCUCUUGGAGGAGCCAGUCCAAGGAGAGGAAGCCAUGUCUGACCGUCAGGAGAGUGCUCUGAUUGAGCUGAUGGUGUGUACAAUCAGACAGGCUGCUGAAGCACACCCUCCCGUUGGCAGAGGCACUGGCAAAAGAGUCUUGACAGCAAAAGAAAGGAAAACACAGAUAGAUGACAGAAAUAAAUUGACUGAGCAUUUCAUUAUUGCACUUCCUAUGUUGCUAUCAAAGUAUUCCGCUGAUGCAGAGAAGGUUGCGAAUCUCCUGCAAAUCCCUCAGUAUUUUGAUCUGGAAAUCUAUAGCACUGGCAGAAUGGAAAAGCAUCUGGAUGCCUUACUGAAACAAAUAAAGUUUGUUGUGGAAAAGCAUGUGGAAUCGGAUGUUCUUGAAGCCUGCAGCAAAACCUACAGCAUACUCUGUAGUGAAGAAUAUACAAUCCAGAACAGAGUUGACAUAGCACACAGCCAACUUAUUGAUGAAUUUGUGGAUCGAUUCAACCAUUCUGUGGAGGAUCUGCUGCAGGAGGGAGAAGAAGCUGAUGAUGACGACAUAUACAACGUGCUCUCCACAUUGAAGAGACUAACCUCUUUUCACAAUGCUCAUGAUCUCACAAAAUGGGAUCUGUUCAGUAACUGCUACAGAUUACUAAGAACUGGAAUUGAACAUGGAGCUAUGCCAGAACAGAUAGUUGUUCAGGCACUGCAGUGUUCGCAUUACUCCAUUCUCUGGCAGCUGGUGAAAAUCACUGAAGGUUCCCCUUCCAAAGAGGACUUGCUGGUAUUGAGGAAAACUGUGAAAUCCUUUCUGGCUGUCUGCCAGCAGUGUCUAUCAAAUGUCAACACCCCAGUUAAAGAACAGGCCUUCAUGCUGCUCUGUGAUCUCUUGAUGAUUUUUAGUCACCAGCUGAUGACUGGAGGGCGUGAAGGUCUUCAGCCAUUGGUGUUUAAUCCAGACUCAGGCCUCCAGUCAGAACUUCUCAGUUUUGUGAUGGACCAUGUCUUCAUUGACCAAGAUGACGAAAACCAGAGCAUGGAGGGAGAUGAAGAAGAUGAAGCUAACAAAAUAGAAGCUUUACAUAAGAGAAGAAACCUUCUGGCUGCCUUUAGCAAGCUGAUAAUUUAUGACAUUGUGGACAUGCAUGCAGCAGCUGAUAUCUUCAAACACUAUAUGAAGUACUACAAUGACUAUGGAGAUAUCAUUAAGGAAACCCUGAGCAAAACAAGGCAAAUUGAUAAAAUCCAGUGUGCAAAGACACUCAUUCUCAGUUUGCAACAGCUGUUCAAUGAACUCGUUCAGGAGCAAGGUCCUAAUCUGGACAGGACAUCUGCCCAUGUUAGUGGCAUUAAGGAACUGGCUCGUCGGUUUGCCCUCACUUUUGGCUUGGAUCAGAUCAAGACAAGAGAGGCAGUGGCCACACUACACAAGGAUGGAAUAGAGUUUGCCUUCAAAUAUCAGAAUCAAAAAGGACAAGACUACCCACCUCCUAACCUUGCUUUCCUUGAAGUUCUUAGUGAAUUUUCUUCUAAACUCCUGCGGCAGGACAAAAAGACUGUUCACACCUACCUAGAAAAAUUUCUGACAGAACAGAUGAUGGAGAGAAGAGAAGACGUGUGGCUGCCACUCAUUUCCUAUAGGAACUCAUUAGUUACGGGCGGCGAAGACGACAGAAUGUCUGUUAACAGUGGGAGCAGCAGCAGCAAAACCUCUUCAGUGAGAAAUAAGAAAGGACGGCCACCACUACACAAAAAGAGAGUAGAAGAUGAGAGUCUGGAAGGCUCUUGGCUGAACAGGACUGAAAACAUCCAUACUCCAGGAGCACUGCAAGCACCACAGCUCACCUCAACUGUCUUGAGAGAGAACACCAGACAAAUAGGGGAGCAGAUCCAGGAGCACGAGUCGGAGCAGGGAUCUGAGCAAGAUUUUUUACACAAUCCCCAGAUGCAGAUAUCUUGGUUGGGCCAACAGAAGCUAGAAGAUUUAAAUCGAAAGGACAGGACAGGAAUGAACUACAUGAAAGGGAGAACUGGUGUAAGGCACGCAGUACGCGGUCUAAUGGAAGAUGAUGCUGAGCCCAUCUUCGAAGAUGUAAUGAUGUCCUCACGAGGUCAGCUAGAGGACAUGAAUGAAGAAUUUGAGGACACAAUGGUCAUUGAUCUGCCACCUUCAAGAAACCGACGAGAACGGGCUGAACUGAGGCCAGACUUCUUUGACUCCGCAGCUAUCAUUGAGGAUGAUUCAGGAUUUGGAAUGCCAAUGUUCUGAAGUCUGCUGAAGACAUUUUACAAAUUUGGAACUCUAUUGUUUAGAGCUAGAGGCCUAUAUACUGUGAUAGCUUGUAUGAAAACCACAUUUUUGAUGUGAUACGGUUUGAUUUUUAACCAAAUGAUUGAGGUCAAUCCCUUUUUGUAGUGACAGAAAGAAGAGGAGCUCCUUAAUGACACAAAGGAAUGUUGGCCAAUCCCGUCACCUCAGAAAGGCUGACCUAGAAAAUCAUUUGUAUCCCUUGUUCUUGACUGUCCUAAUACAGAUUUUUUUUUCCUGGAUGAGGAGGAAGUUUUAAAUUGUUAAGACAGCUGUCAAAAUAAACACUGUUCUACAUAUGUUUUCUGAAAACAUUGAGUGAUAACAGAACUUUUUAACUUUAUUUUUCUGCUGUACAAUUUAAAA